CGCUCACGCCUGCCAGUUUGAUCAUCUGUCGACAGCCUCGCGUUUGACACACACUAUCGUCAAAAGCUAGGGCGCUGCUGCAACGCUCACGCAACUUCAAUCGACACUACAACCAGACAGCGAACUCGCGCACUACUUCUGCCCAUCAUGUCGAGCAGAUUCUUCCGCGCCGCGUCCGACUCUGAGUCCGAGUCUGAAUCCGAGGAGGAGCUCAUGUCCGACUCUGGGGACGAAUCGCAAGACGCGGGAGCCAGAAAGGGCAAAGCAGCCCAGUCCGACUCUGAUGAGAGCGACGAAGACGAAGAUGAGAAUGAGGACGACGACGAGGCCGAUGACAACAAGGCCGCGGGUGUGGCCAACAAGGCAUCAAGAUUCUUGAAGGGAGCUGAUAGCGAGAGCGACUCUGAGGACGAGGUCAGAAAGGUCAUCAAGAGCGCGAAGGACAAGCGCGCGGACGAGAUAGAAGGAAUGACAAAGAAAAUUGACGAGGCGCAGCGCAUCAACGAUUGGAUCGCGACGUCAAAAGAGUACGAGAGUCUCCUACGAGCUGUCGAUAGGCUGCGCAACGUCAACGAAAGCAUUCCACCUGCGUUCAUCAGGUGCAUUGCCGGUCUGGAAAAGGCCAUCGUGGAUGCGGUCGCUAAAGAAAAGACGGCGACCAAGAAGAUGAAGGCGCCAAACGCCAAGGCCAUGAACGGCAUGAAGCAAAAGGUCAAGAAGGCGGUCGUGGAGCACUCGGAUGCUGUGCAAAAGUACAACGAGGAUCCCGAAGCGUUCCUGACCGAGGCAGCUGCUGCCAGUGCUGCUUCCAUCCCCGCUCCGGCCCCGAAGAAGAAAAAGGUCACUCUGGAGGACGUAGAGAAUGCAGCCAAGGCAGCAGCAGCCGGCGAGGGCGAGGGCGAUGACGAUUUCCAGACGGUUGGCAGAGGCGGGCGUGCCAUGAACUUCACAAGCGAAGGUCUCUUCAAGCACCUAGCCGCAGUCAUGGAGAUGCGUGGCCGCAAGAGCACUGACAGGAGUGAACAGGUCCUGAUUCUUACGAAGCUCCUCGGCGUCGCAGAGUCCACGUACCAGAAGGUCCGCGUUCUCCUCGCGCUCAUUGCGGCUCGCUUCGAUUACAAUGCAAGUGCCUCCUCGUACAUGCCAAUCGAGGCAUGGAAGGCUGCUCGUUCAGAGGUAGACAUGCUUCUCGAGACCCUUGCAGAUGAUCAGAUGUACACCGUGUCAGAGGAAACUCCAGACUACGAUGAUCAGGUCGACCGAUUGCCAAACCAAGAUGGCGAAGGACCGGUUGUGGCUGUACGAGGCAGCGUCAUCAGCUUCCUUGACCGUCUCGACGACGAAUUCACCAGGAGCUUGCAGAACAUCGACUCUCACACCACUGACUACAUUGAUCGACUGAUGGACGAGAAGACACUUUACCAAACCAUCGUACGCGCGCAGGUGUACUUUGAGUCGCUCAAGCAGACAGACAGCCUUAGCCGCGUAGUCAUGCGCCGUCUUGAACACGUCUACGCCAAGCAAGACGUCAUCGUCACUGCUCUGGAGACCAAGCGCAUCGAAGCUCAACCUGCGCUCAUUUCCCGCCUCGUGCCCAGCAACGAUGAGCUCGUCCAGUCAAAGGGGCCGACGGCACUUGUUCGAGCACUGGCCAUCCACCUGUACAAGGUCCCUGGUCUCGCUGCUGAGCGCCUUCGCACUCGAGCCAUGCUCUGCCACACGUACCACCACGCAUUGCACCGCGACUACCACAUUGCGCGAGACAUGUUCUUGAUGAGCCACUUGCAGGAUAACAUCAGUCUUGCUGACGCGGCCACUCAGAUUCUGUACAACCGCGUUGUGGUGCAGAUCGGCAUGUGCGCCUUCCGCCUAGGCCUCGUGAGGGAAUCUCAGAGCGCUCUGCAGGAGAUCUUCGCGAGCGGAAGAGUCAAGGAGCUCUUGGCACAAGGAGUCCAAAGAUCCAACCAGUACACUACGCUGACCCCAGAGCAAGAGAAGCUCGACCGUCAACGUCAAUUGCCGUUCCACCUUCACAUCAACCUCGAGCUGCUAGAGUGCAUCUAUCUCACCUCUUCAAUGCUUCUCGAGGUGCCCAACAUGGCUUUCGCUGGCUCGGAUCCCGAGCUCCGCAAGCGUGUCAUCUCGCGUCCUUUCAGGAGGAUGCUGGACUACACCGACAGGCAAGUUUUCUCUGGUCCGCCGGAGAGCACUCGCGAUCACAUCAUGCAAGCUAGCAAAGCCCUUCAGAAUGGCGAUUGGCAAGGUUCGACCAAGCUCAUCUCAGAGAUCAAAAUAUGGAACCUCUUGCCUGGUGCGGAUGAAGUCAAGACGAUGUUGGCGCGACGCAUUCAAGAGGAAGGUCUGCGCACUUACCUCUUCAGCUACGCUUCAUACUACAAGACAGUCAGCCUCUCGCAUCUUGCAUCCACUUUCGAGCUCCCUGCGCGCAGUGUCAGGGGCAUCGUGAGCAAGAUGAUCUGGACCGAAGAGCUCGCUGCUAGUUUGGAUCCCAUCAACGGUGUGCUCGUCCUGCACAGGCUCGAGCUCAGCAAAGUUCAGCAGCUGGCACAAACCCUCGCAGAAAGGUCCGAGACCAUGUUGCUUCAGAACGAACGCCUGUUGGACUCUAAGCUCGGUGACAAGGACAGGCCUGGCGGCGAGAGGGGUGACCGUGAGAGGGGCGACGGAUCGGGUGGCAGACGCGAAGGUAGAAGAGGCGGCGGUGGUGGACGUGGAAGGGGAAGGGGACGUGGCAGAGCAAACUUCAACGCUCUGCCUGGUCAGGCUGUCGUCUGAGUCUAUGCACCAUCAUGCUCUGGUGCGCCACGGCAUACGCUUCCCUCUCCUUUCCACAUCGAUCGCCUGUAAUCUACCCAGCACACCCAGCUGCAGCCUCUCCGAACAAGCUGUCUUCUGGUGUGCUUUACAAAACGCAAUCCAUGAUCAUGCGAUACUUUCACGCGGG
Messenger RNA from Ceraceosorus guamensis, 2965 nucleotides. RefSeq lists its product as hypothetical. The transcript has 3 exons. Lineage: Eukaryota; Fungi; Basidiomycota; Exobasidiomycetes; Ceraceosorales; Ceraceosoraceae. Gene Ontology annotation, molecular function: RNA binding; translation initiation factor binding; translation initiation factor activity. Gene Ontology annotation, biological process: translational initiation. Bases 148 to 2796 code for a protein of 882 amino acids. Gene Ontology annotation, cellular component: eukaryotic translation initiation factor 3 complex. The record is from RefSeq and is a predicted model, not a curated record.